Molecule: messenger RNA, 1961 nt
Organism: Trichobilharzia szidati
Lineage: Eukaryota; Metazoa; Platyhelminthes; Trematoda; Strigeidida; Schistosomatidae
Source: the annotation of a GenBank genome assembly
AUGUUGUUUCUUGCUUUAUUUAUUUUAUGUCUGACGGUAAACUCAGAUUCCACAAAAUUCACUUUAUCUGUGAUUCCGGCCAAUCAACCAGUACUUAUUGGUCAAAAAGUGAUUCUGAUAUGUCAGGUGCAAGGGAUACCAUUUCCCAUGCAAUAUGCAGUUUUGUUUAAGCGUAAGGAAAAGCUGAUCUCAGAGAAAUGUCAUGUUUACGAAGAACAAAAAUAUCAUCUUGUCUGUGAACCGAAUGAUUGGCAAAGAGCACAUACUUAUGAAUUGCAUAUUAAGUCUGUUUCUUGGGCAGAUCGAGGUGAUUGGUUAUGUAUUUAUGCAGCAAAUAUGACUAGACAAUCUCUUGAAGUAUAUGCACCGGCGAAACUAGAAAAGAUGGGAGUGUCAAGUUUAGCCUUACCUAUGGCUAGUGGUAAAGAAAGUAUUGUAAAAGAAUUUGGUUUACCUUCUGGAAUAUCAUCUCCUUCAGCUGGAUCACACUCUGCUUCUUCAUCCUCUUCUGCUUCUUCUUCGUCAUUAUCUUUGGCUACAGCAGGGAUGGACUCAACUUUGUCAGUUGUUGGUACACCGCCAAGCCAGUAUAUUGGUUUAGGGACUCGUACAAAUCCGUAUGAUUUGCGCCCAGGUUUAGGAAUACAACUUACCUGUGAAACAACUUGUGGACAUCCUCGUGCCAAUAUAACCUGGCUAGUUACAAAUGAGACAAUGACUAAAGGAAUUUCACCUACAACUGCAAAUAUAAUAAGUUAUGAUCGGUGUAACAGUUCAUUGAAUACAAUUCAUAUGACAACAACUAUAUCACAUUUACAAGUUCAGUGUUCACAAUUCGAUAUUAUUGGUCUAAAUCAAAUUCAAUGUUCAGUUAGCGGACCACAAUACAAAGAUAUCUUGUUAACAAGACAUGUUUAUAUAUUAUGUCCUGAUAAACUCGAUAUAAUAAAACAAACAAUACCAACAAAUGAAAUCAGUAAAGAACGUGUUCGACGACGCGGUGAAAGACCAAUGCGUUUAACAAGCGGUGAAGUUGUCUGUAUAGCUGUGGGCGCUGCAUUAGCCUUAAUUCUUAUAUUCAUUGGUUGUAUUGUCCUACGAAACAAUGGAAAGUCGUCAUCAUUAUCAUCACCGUUAUCAUUUCAUGGUCAUAUACCUGGUCAACGUGUUUAGAGACAAGAAGAGGAAGAGAGGUGACCAAUUACUCUAAGUGAUUUUCCUUGUGCUUUUGAAAUGUUAUCAGCUGUUUGUUUGUUUUUUCACUUUUUGCAUAUGAUUUUUACUUUAAGUUUUUCACUAUUCUGCCGACCCUUUUUUCUUCAUUUCACUGCAUACUACUAACAAUAGUAGUAGAUUAUACAUAUCUAAGUAAUAUUAUAAAUGGUAUUCAAUACAUCUAAAUCCGUUCAGUUUUGACAAUCUGUACUCAGUGCAUUUAUUGUGCAUCAACUAAUACAAUGUUUGUUCUUUCUUUUGGCAAUGAAUGAAAUAUAUGCGAUUUGUCCAUUUAUAACUGAUCGUUACUCACAGUAGUAAUCGUGUUACCUAAUCCUCUCUCCUUUUCCCUUUUUGUUUUUUCCCUCUCUUGACAACAAUCAUGAUAAGCAUUUGUUUAAUAUUCCUUGUUUUGUUUUAUUUCAUUAUUUUCCAAUUGAUCUCACGUGUUGUGUCCCAUUGUGUUGUUGUUAUUGCCUUGGUCUAAAUUCUUUCUAUAUCCAUUUCUACUGUUUGACUGCUUUUCUACUUGUAACUAAUUUGCUCAGUGAAUGUUUUUGUUUUUACUUCAUAAAAAUAAUCUCGUUUUCACUACAUUUACGGCAUUUGUACCAAAAUAACACCAAAAAUGUCAAUACAUUAUCAUUGUUAGCGGUGUUUUAUCGAGAUGACUGGGAAAUCACACACGCACAUACACAAAUACGCUCAUGCAUAACCAAUCCUGUUGAUAUUUCUCAUUGUUGUGA